CCAGCAUUUUCUACUUAUAUUUAUCUCUACACAGUUUCAAGGGUUUUAUAAAUUUCUCUUUUCGUCACUGCAAAUUCAAAUUCCUCUUCAAUGCCGACGCUUUCAUGGCGGCAGCAUACGCUAAUUCAAGCUCUUUUAUCUCGCGGCCCACACAAAGAAACUGAUUUCAAAUCACUUUUCUUCAAAGUCACUAGCAAAUCCGCAGCUAAUCAACAGUCAAUGUUUAAUGAAUACCUGAGAAAGAUAAAUGAGGAGCUCGCUUAUGUGCAGUUUGAGUUACGGGCAUGUAGAAACCAGUAUGAUGGGAAGGUGUAUUAUGGUGUUGUUAACAAUGUUUCAGAUGAGCAAUCCAAACUCGGAACUAAAUAUUCAGUUCCUCAGAUUGCUUUCUAUAAAGGCGUUAUUGAAGCAAUUGUUCAAGAUGUGGCAUCUUUGGGUUGUAUUUCAACCAUUGAUGCACUAAACAUACGGCUUGAAAAUCAGUUCCUGGCUGGAACAGAUUCCCAGUCCCAGGGAGGUUCAGUGCAAAUUCCUGCAGCGUUUAGGAAUUUCUCGAUGUCUCAAAAGGAAAAGACCCUUGAGGAACUUGUGAAGGAUCAGUGGCUUUCUCUAACAGAUGGUAAGAUAGGACUAGGAGUGCGUUCCUUUCUUGAUCUUAGAAGUUGGUUUCGCAGUAAUGAGGUUCCUCCAUGUGAAGUUUGCAAUGAAGCUGCAGUGAAGGCUGAGCUUUGCCAAAAUGAAGGCUGUAAUGUUCGCAUCCAUCAGUACUGCUUGCGAAUGAAGUUCUCCCAACACAAGGCUGAAAAAGUUUGUCCAGGGUGUGGGACAGAAUGGCAUUAUAACAUAACAAAAGCAGAAGUUGUAGACGAAGAAGAUGAUGCAUCUGCUCCUGAUGAAAGUCAGCAGCCUGGUGAACCCUUGAUGAGAAAGAGGCGGAGGACCUGUGGAGUGACCGAUGCUGAUACCCCCUUAACGAGAAACAGGCAAAGGACCCGUGGAGGUAAUGAUUCUGAUACUGUCAAGCCUGGAUCAUCUCAAAGUACGAGGGUGACUCGGGGUUCUGCCCGUCUGAGGAGUGCAAGUUAAGAAAUAUGUUUUACUAGUUUUGGUGCUCAUGCACAUCUAAGUAUAUGAAAUGGUCGUCCGUAUAUUUUUGCACCCCAUGAAGGUUUACGUAUUUGGUAGACCUAAUUCUAACUUUUGAUUGUAAAUUAUAGGAGCAUCUAUUCCCUUGGUGUUCUUCAAUUGCAACUAUAGCGCAGAAGAUUUCUUCCUAGCAUAUACUAGUGAAUGUUAUCGAUGUUAACUCUAUUCAAAUCCAUUCCCUUCUUGAACUUUUG
Nicotiana tabacum (common tobacco) is the source of this 1340-nucleotide messenger RNA. RefSeq lists its product as uncharacterized. The record is from RefSeq and is a predicted model, not a curated record. NCBI's taxonomy places the organism in Eukaryota, Viridiplantae, Streptophyta, Magnoliopsida, Solanales, Solanaceae. Gene Ontology annotation, biological process: double-strand break repair via homologous recombination. Gene Ontology annotation, cellular component: nucleus; Smc5-Smc6 complex. Gene Ontology annotation, molecular function: ubiquitin-protein transferase activity.